AGUCGAAAUGAUUCUAUGUCUUGUAGAAACAGCAUCACUAGUUUAAACCCUUCUGAAGAUUCAAUCGUAGAUUUUCAAAUAGAGAAUUUUAAAAGUAGUGAUUCAAUUGUCUCAGAAAGUGUUACAAUAGAUUGUGAAAACUUAGUAGAUGCGAGUGUGCAAACUGAUAUGACUGUCAAAAAUAUCAAUCAAAUAGAAACUGAGUUUAUAUAUAAAAACAAACUUAAUUAUGAUUUGCGUGCAAAUUUAGUCAAACUCCAUGUGGGAACUAUUGAAUGGUUUGAUACCGAUUCAAAAGUAACAUUUUACAUUGGAUUGCCAAAUUUGAAAAUUUUAUGUUGUUUAUUUAACUUCUUAAAGCCUCUUAUAACUGAAAAUGAGAACUCAGUUUUAUCGUACUUUGAAGAAUUUUCUUUGACGCUUAUGAGAUUGCGUUUAAAUCUAUCUAUUAGAGACCUUGCUUAUAGAUUUGAAACUUCAAAAUCGACCUCAUCAAAAGUAUUUUUAAGAUGGAUUGACAUUAUGUACUUCAGAAUGAAACAUUUAAUUAAAUGGCCUGCUCGCAAUGAGCUUAUAGAAACUAUGCCUUUAUGCUUCAGAAAAUAUUUUGAAACAAAAGUGGCUGUGAUAAUUGAUUGCUUUGAAAUAUUCAUAAAUAAACCAUCUAAUAUAUGCGCAAGAGCAGCAACUUGGUCACAGUAUAAACAUCACAAUACUGUUAAAUUCUUAAUAGGUGUAAGCCCACAAGGUGUGAUAACAUUUGUUUCUAAAGCUUAGGAAGGACGUGUUAGCGAUAAAUACCUAACAGAACAUUGUUCAAUUUUAAAAAACAUUCUUCCUGGAGAUGUUAUUUUAGCUGAUAGAGGUUUUAACAUUGCUGAGAGUAUUGGUUUUUAUUGUGGGGAGCUAAAGAUUCCAGGAUUUACAAAAGGAAAGUUACAACUGACUUGUUCAGAUGUAGAAACAGCCCGGAAAAUUGCCUCUGUUCGAGUACACGU
Molecule: messenger RNA, 998 nt
Organism: Hydra vulgaris (swiftwater hydra)
Lineage: Eukaryota; Metazoa; Cnidaria; Hydrozoa; Anthoathecata; Hydridae
Source: RefSeq, a predicted model, not a curated record